AAUACCAGAUCUUUGAUUUAAUUUGCUUAAUACUUCAAACUGUUUUCCAGAUUUGAGAGCAAAGGUGGAAGAAAAGUUGACAGCGAUUUUGCAAGUAUCAUUUUAUGAUGUCGUCGAAAUAUCAGCUGAAUUCUCCGCUGAUGAGACAGCAACACAGCCCGAGGAAUUCAGUAAUACAACUGCUGCCCCGACAACACUUGUCGUUUCACCAAGUCAUAUUUCUCCCAUAGCCCGAAAUGUUACUGCAACCGUUGACCGAUCGUUGGCGACCCCGACUAUUGCAACGUAUCAAAAUGACACAUUGACAACGUUUAUAAAAAUGAAUUCAACCUAUAGCAAACUUUAUGGAAAUUAUAUGGUAACAACGCUGGAAGCGACUACUAGACAAGAUAACAUUUCAACGCGUGAUAUGACUACCAACGACAUAACGACUGUUGAAACUUCACCAAAUAAUGAUUACCUAUGCGAAUUCGCGUUCAAUAAUGAAUUUUGUUACUGGACCGAGGUUCAACAAGACAGAAAAAUAAAUUACGGGCGUUCUGCAGAAAUGUGUAACAGAGGAAAUGCAGACGUGGCGAUCAUGCGAAGUGAAGAAGUUUACAAUAAAACAAUACAAAUCAUGCGAUCAAAAAUUAUGUCACUAGCUCUUAAUGACACUCUUAUAUGGAUACAAUUGGAAUUGAAUCCAGACGCCACCAUCGUAACUACACCAAAUGACGGAUUCAUAAAAUGGUAUCCGGGCGAACCGAGCGGCAUAGGAACAGGCGAAACAAAUGUUGGUCUACUUGUCAAUCUUCAAUACCACGAUAUUCUUAUGCAAGAUGGAAUGUUAGCUCUACGUCCAUCUUCUUAUACCAAUGGCGUUGUUUGUGAACUUCCGUUGAUUAAACUCACGCAAAUAACAACUACAAACACCAAUAACAAAACGAGUAAAAGCACCGCCUUCUCCAGUUCAUUAUUUACCAGUUCAAUCCAGACAUCAGUUCCUUCGAUCGUAAACUCGUCAUCAGCCACUCUUCCUGGUAAUCAAUGUGAAAUAUGGAUUGGUUCACGCAAUCUAUGUUUUUGGACUUAUUUUGAUGAUGAGCAAAGCGUAAAUUACAGUCAAGCUGAAGCAAUAUGUGCAAAUGCGAACUCCACGAUUGCACCAAUUGCGAACGAGAAUAUAUACAACAAAAUUUUAGUAAAUAUGAGAUCUAAAUUCCCGUUCGACAUGUUUGUUAUUUCAAUGUGGAUAAAUUUGAAUGUCAAUACAACAAAUGGUGCCAUUAUCGGAACAUCUACAAACUACACGAAAUGGGCUAUAUAUCAACCCAGGAUUGGAAAUGAAUUCACCAUGUACACAAACGUAUUUCUACAAGCUCGGCUUACAACUUUUGCUUGGUGGGGUGAAGGCAUGUACAACGCACCGCCGACAUCUAAUUCGAAUGGUGUUGUUUGUAAACGCUGA
Messenger RNA from Styela clava, 1450 nucleotides. RefSeq lists its product as uncharacterized. NCBI's taxonomy places the organism in Eukaryota, Metazoa, Chordata, Ascidiacea, Stolidobranchia, Styelidae. The record is from RefSeq and is a predicted model, not a curated record.